Trypanosoma rangeli is the source of this 972-nucleotide messenger RNA. RefSeq names its product Zinc finger Transcription Factor family member (ztf-7). The transcript has a single exon. Lineage: Eukaryota; Euglenozoa; Kinetoplastea; Trypanosomatida; Trypanosomatidae. The record is from RefSeq and is a predicted model, not a curated record. Bases 1 to 972 code for a protein of 323 amino acids.
AUGGGUGGACCCACGUCGGAUCUAACAACGCUGCGGGCCUCCUGCAAGGCAAUCUUGGCACGUCAUCAGCGUGGCCUCACUCUUGAGCUACCCUGCGUUCUGUGCCAGCAACGAGUGCGAGGGCAGCAGAGUAUCUUGGAACACUACUCUGACGCCCAUGGCAUUUAUAUCACAAACUAUGACAAUAUUGUAGAUCUUGACGGGUUUUUCACGCACUUGCGCAGCAUGUUGUUCCUUCGCAGCAAUGAAAGGAUGUACUGCCCAGUGUGUCGCAAGGACUGUGGUGAGGAGGCCUUGUUGAUAACACACAUAGCGGAGGAGGGUCACACCCAAUGGGAUACUGGCACAAUUCCCACACUAGCACCCUUCUGUAUUACAGCUGAGAAGUUCAUGGAAGGAGACGAGGAAGAAGAAGAAGAAGAAGAGGCAGAGAACACAAAUGGCGACAAUGCUGCUGAGAAUGUUGAUGAUGACGAUGAUGAUGAAGACUGGAGUGUCGAGCCUGCUCUAUGUUUGUUAUGCGAAACAGCGUCAGAAAACUGCCUGAGUCAUAUGAUUGAUGCCCAUGGAGUUGACUUUCGUGCCGCGGUACGAUCGCACGUGGGUGUACGUGACGUGUACGACAUUAUUAGAAUUGUCAACGUCAUUCGCAAGUGUGUGGCGCGGGGUACCUGCCCUUUUAAUUACCGCGGUGAAUCAACUGACGUGGAGGAAUGCCGUUGUAGUAUAGUCGCAUCCUCGCUGGAGGCGCAUCUGCGGGAGCACCCGCUCCAUGCCCUUCCUCGCGUGGUGCCGUCUGAUGACUGUGAACUCAUUCCGGUUCUCUGCGGUGAUGCAUUCAUCUCGUCUGUCGUUGUGGGAGGUGACCUCCUGACGCAGGAAGAAGAGGAUCCGGACUACCCCAUGGUGCCUACCAUUGCGGAGAUGGCAAGGAAACAGGCGGAAGGUAGGCAGAAAAGGGGGAGUAUGUAG